AUGGCUCCUGCUCAACCCACCCUCCAUGAGCACCCGCUUUCUCCCUACGUGCAAUCCGUCAAGAUCGCCCUUCGCGAGAAAGACAUCGCGUUCACAAAAACGCCUGCCGGUAGCAUCGCCCCGAUCGGCACACUCAACCCUCGUGCAGAAGUCCCUGCAUUUGUGCACGGCGAUGUCACUCUCUUCGAAACGCCUGUGAUUCUGGAGUACAUCAACGACACCUGGCCCUCGACAAAUCUUCAUCCCAGUGACCCAACGCGGAAAGCGCUUGCCUCGCUAGCGGCACAAGUCUGUCUGACGCAGUAUGAGGCAUUGAUGUGGGCGGCGGGGGAAAUCCGGAUCUUCAAGCGUGCGGAGGGUGCUGUGGCGGAGAAGUUGAUCGCGAACAUUCAGACUAUCGCGACGGAGCUGCAGGAGUGGCUAACGGUGAAGCUUGGCGAGGGUUCAUACUUCUCCGGUGAGCAAUUUGGCAUGGCGGACCUGUGUAUUGCACCGAUUCUGAACUCGAGUGUUGGAUCCGGACUGGGCCCGGAGAAGGAUACGCCGUUAGGGAAGUGGCUGGAUCGCAUCAAGCAGCGAACAAGUGUGAGGACGACGUUUGAUGAGGCGAGGGAGGGACUGAAGACAAUGACCAAGCUGGGAGCCAAGAGACCUGCCGGCUUCAAGCGGGAGUAUCGAGACCAUCGACUGGAUCUGAUGGUUAGGAUUGGCGGAGUACAGGUCGUGGUUGAUGGGUUGAGGAAUGACAAUAUUCGUUUCUCGUGGCCGGAUGUGAGCCGGAGUAAGCUAUGA
This is a messenger RNA of Cyphellophora attinorum, 792 nucleotides long. RefSeq names its product Glutathione S-transferase. Gene Ontology annotation, cellular component: cytoplasm. Bases 1 to 792 code for a protein of 263 amino acids. The transcript has a single exon. The record is from RefSeq and is a predicted model, not a curated record. NCBI's taxonomy places the organism in Eukaryota, Fungi, Ascomycota, Eurotiomycetes, Chaetothyriales, Cyphellophoraceae.